UUCUUCGUCUGCGAGCUGCAGAUCCACCACGCGGGCNUGCGGAAAGCGGAGAAGGCGUCGAAAAGCCACGAGGUCUACGAGUUCUUCCGGACCUACUUCCGCGGCGGCGAGGAGGCGACGGUGCGGCGGCGCUUCCUGCUGCUGGAGAAGGUGGACCACGUCCUGCGCCAGCACGGCGAGGACUUUGGCGCGGCGAUCAAGACCGUGCUCGCCGACGACGACGAGGACGCGACGGUCGCGUUCGCGGAGCUCGUGGGCCUCGGCGGCGACGCGGACACGGCGGCCGCGAUCCUGCGCACGGACGCGCGGCGGCGCGUGACCGAGCUGCACGCCGCCGCGAAGCUCGCCGUCGACGGCGGCGCGCGCGUCGACGCGGCGCUCGAGGUCCGGGCCGCGGACGCGCUCGCGCGCUACGCGGCGGCCGCGGCGGAGACGAACCGCGGCGCCGCGGCCAAGGCCCUCCGGCGCUGCCUCCGGCUCCGGGAGAAGGCCCUCGGGCCCGCGAGCUUCGCCGUCGGCGACGCGGCGGACGCGCUCGCGACGCUCUGCGACGACGAGGCCGACGCCGUCGCGUUCCUGCGCACGGCCCUCGCCAUCCGCCGGCGCGAGGGCGACGGCGCCAAGGUCGGCCAGACGCUCCACAACCUCGCCGGCCACGUCGCCGCCGCGGCCAGGGGCGACGACGCGAAGCUCCGCGACGCCCUGGAGCUCUACCGCCAGGCGCUCCAGGUGCGCUCCGAGGUCUGGGGCUCGCGGUCCGACAAGGUCGCGUCGACGCUCUACGGCGCCGCGAGCGUCCUGGCCGACCUCGGCCACGGCGACGCCGCGCGCGGCGCGCUCGAGCGGUGCCUGUCCAUCUACGAGAAGUCGCUCGGCGCGGACCACCCGCGCGCGGUCGACGCGAAGCUCAAGCUCGCGACGGCGCGGCGCGCCGGCGGCGACCUCGCCGGCGCCCUCGACGUCGCGCACGCGGCGGCCGCGGCGCGCGCGGCGGCCGCGGCGCACGACGACGAAGACGCGGCCGCGCGCGCGGACCUCGCGUCCGCGCUGCUGUCCGUCGCGUCGCUGCUCAACGCCCUCGACGCGGACUCCGUCGCGGACGUCCUCCCCGGCGCGGCCGGCGACCUCGCAGCGGAGCCCGUCGACGCGCUCCUCG
Molecule: messenger RNA, 1156 nt
Organism: Aureococcus anophagefferens
Lineage: Eukaryota; Pelagophyceae; Pelagomonadales; Pelagomonadaceae
Exons: 1
Molecular function (GO): protein binding
Source: RefSeq, a predicted model, not a curated record